CUGUUCGUUAGCAACGGAAGCCUCCGAGAAAAUUCCAGCAUCUACAACAGCUUGCUUAGAUAGAGGAACCAUCCCCGUGUGAUUAGGAAGUUUGUGAACAUUAAUCGAAUUGCAAAAGUGUAUGUGUGUGCGUGAGUGUUGGAUUACAAGCUGCUGCCAACCAACUUUUCCGCCCAUUCCGAGUUGCCUGGAAACGCAGUGGUUUCGGUGGUUAACUAGAUUUCCACAACAUUCAAGAAGACAUCGUAGUAGGCGAUCGGUGCGUGUGUUUCAUUCACAGAGUUUUCCACCAUCAUCGAUUCAGAACGGAGUGGAGUGAAAUGUGACGAAAAAUUCCGCACGCAUACUCUGGCAGCUCUCCAGUUCUGGGGGUUUUCCCACAUUGAGUUGGUUCUUUUUGCUUUUCAAUGGGGAUGCUGCUGCUGGGGAGAGAGAUUUUCGUCCUCCUCGCCCUUUGUUAGCGCUCUGAUACACGGAUGUCAGUGCGGAAUGGAUUAUGAAAUUCGCGUUCUGCUCGGUUGAAAACGAGAAGUUUUAAUGUGAAAUCAGUGAAGAGUUGAAGAUGAGUGAUUAAUCUUGAGUGUGGGUUCAUGUGUGGAAAUCAGUGAAUUGGUUUUAGCAGUAGGCCGACAGGUAGAAGCAAGCGGUGCCAUAAACUGGACAAUGUCGCUAACAGCAGCGCGAAGAGAAGAGAAUUUGAACAAACCGAAUCGCAGUAAGCCGCAACAGUUGCCGGUGAAUCGUCUUCGUCGCGUGCUCAGUGAUAAUCGUCGUCGCCCAUCAGGUGCGAUUUGUGAAACUACUACUGAAAUGAGGGGUUUAGUGUGAAUCUUACCGAGUCAGGUUUGUCUCGACGUGAAGUGUUACGAAUAAUUCAAGAUAAAAAAAACCAUUGUGAUUUUUUGUGGAGAGUUGUGUGAAUUGUGAACUUUGUGAUACAAUACCUGCCAGCACCAUGUGGUCACCGGAAGCGGAAAUCAACUCAAUUGCCUUUACCACCAUGCGGCACUCGGUGUCUGCUUCGUCCGGAAUUUCGUCCCUGUCCAGUUGCGGUGACCCAGAUCGUCUUCCAGAGCUGCCACCCGGAGAUGAGCAGCGCUUGCAACGGGCCGCCCUCAACCUGCAGCAGAAGCUAAUCCUGCGGGAAUGGCUCAAGGAGCAUCGACUGCAGCAUUACUAUUCCAGAUUGGUGGCCAUCGAGGUGACCUCCCUCGAGGACGUCUAUUGGCUCGAAGACUCCCGGGCCAGCCAGAUACUGGGCAAAGACUGGCCAAUCUGGUCCCAGGCACGCCAGAAGCUGCCCACCUCCAAAUCGAACCUGGAAGCGUUGAAGGCCGACCUCUGGUCAACCGUGGUCAAAUCCAGCCAGCAUCAGGACGCCUGGACAUGGGGCGGAAUGUUGGUGGUCUCCGUCUCAGUGGCGGGCCUGGUAACCCUGGCGGCCAUGACACAGCCCUCGUUGGCACCGGAAGCACGACAUUCCCUGCUACAGUACGUAACUGGCAAGUAUCUGCUACCGGCCAACUGCAAGGUCCACUGGGACUGGCAAGAUCCGGCCAUUGUCGGUGGAACCAUGUGCUUCACGGUGCGAUUCCAUCAACGGAACGGUCAAGCCUACCCCAUCUGUGAUACCGACCAGUUCUUCGUGGAAGUGACCGAAGGUACCCGCAAGAUCAUCACCAUCAGUGAGCUAGGAUCUCCGACCGAUCCGAACAACGCCAACAUUGCCAAGGUCAAAUUCACCGUCCGAACGGCUGGACAGUACAAAAUCUCGGUGCUGAUCGGGUCGAGUCACAUCGCCGGCAGUCCCUUCCUGAAAACAUUCAUUCCUGGUCCGAUGGACGCUCGACGAUCACGACUGAUCCGACCGGCCAGUACCGUAGUCUGCUGCGCUGGAGCCCCAACAUUCCUGCAUAUCGAACCACGUGACGAACACGGUAAUACGUGCCAGUUUACGCCCGAAUGCGAUCCCAUCAAAGGUUACAAGAUCGACAUAUUCGACCUGUAUGGCAGCCAAAGUGAUAAAUACUGCAACGCGAUCACGCUUUCCUACGAUAAGGUCAACUCAAGGAUCAGCCUCACCGCACUGUUUCCGGAACCCGUGUGUCUACGGGCGAUCAUCAGCUACGAGACGCAUCCGAUCCCAAAUGGAGAGUUCGACAUUAUCGUCCUGAGCAGCAGCGACACCACGCUGGUGCAUAAAAAUAUUGCUUCAAGGAAGCACAACAUUUGCUACGAGGCUAAACUGUUUGGCGUUUUCGGCCAACAACGGUGGUCCAAACCGCGGAAGGUGCUAUGUUACGUCGGACCAAAGCAGGUCACCAUCAAGGAGAUGAUCCUGAAAAUCAUUCCAAAACGAAUCGCCACUUUCCGGUUGUGCCCAUCUACGAAGUUCCACUUCCUGCCGCCGUCCAACAUCCAGGUGAACAACAGCCAUGGGGCGAUCUUCAUCAUCGACGACGGUUGUCAACCGAAGAUCGAGUUGGCCUCCAAGGAGCGAAACGUGAUCGCGGCCACCUUCACGCACUUCCUGCUCAAGAACAUUGGCGGUUCGGAGACGUUCAAGGACAAGCAGGACUUCUUCUACCACGAAGUGAGACUCGUGCGCAAGUUCCAUUCCAAUUACUACCACGAGAAGAUUUCGGUGAAGGUUCAGCGGGACAAGAUCCUCGAAUCCAGCAUGAAGGCGACAAAGCAUUUCUCCGUGUCGGAUUGGUGCGGUAAUUUCGAAGUUACAUUCCAAGGCGAGCAAGGAAUCGACUGGGGUGGACUUCGACGCGAAUGGUUCGAACUAAUUUGCAGCGCACUGUUCGACCCUCGCGGUGGCCUAUUCUGUACAUUCCAUGACAAAAGACAAGCAUUGGUGCAUCCAAACCCCAAUCGACCGCCACAUCUCAAAUUAAAACACUUCGAGUUCGCCGGCAAGGUCGUCGGCAAGUGUCUGUACGAGAGUGCCCUAGGGGGAACUUAUCGGCAACUGGUGCGGGCGAGGUUUUCCCGUUCGUUUCUGGCGCAGUUGAUUGGCCUCCGGGUGCACUACAAGUAUUUCGAGCAGGACGAUCCGGACCUGUAUCUGUCCAAGAUCAAGUACAUCCUGGACACGGAUCUGGACACCAGCGAGAAUCUCGAACUGUACUUCGUCGAGGAGAUAUACGACACGAGUGGUCAGUUGGUGAAAACCAUUGAACUCAUUCCGAAUGGAGCCAAAAUAAGAGUCACGAAUGCGACCAAGAACCAAUAUUUGGAUGCCUUGGCACAGCAGCGACUGUGCAACAACGUGCGAGAGGAGAUCGAUAGCUUCCUGAAGGGGUUGAAUGGAGUCAUUCCGGAUAAUUUGCUGAGCAUAUUCGAUGAGAAUGAAUUGGAGCUUUUGUUAUGUGGAACCGGUGAGUACUCGAUUGCCGACUUCCGAGCGAACCACAUAGUGAACGGAGGUUCGCCAGAGUUCCGAAGAGUGCUGGGAUGGUUCUGGGCAGCGGUGGGAAAUUUUUCACAGACGGAAAUGGCGCGACUGCUGCAGUUCACAACCGGCUGCUCACAGUUGCCACCCGGAGGUUUCCAGGAACUGAACCCACGAUUCCAGAUAACUGCAGCCCCAACGUUUGGAAACUUACCAACGGCACAUACAUGCUUUAACCAACUAUGCCUGCCAGACUACGAGAGCUACGAGCAGUUCGAGCGGGCUCUCAUGUUUGCCAUCAGCGAAGGCACCGAAGGCUUCGGAAUGGUCUAGAGCGCCGAAGCCGAACCGGAAGUGAACUCGAGUGAACCGGAAAUCUCAACAAACACACACAAAAAGCACAAAGCAAACAACCUUGCUAUAUGUAGUAGAGUAGUUCUCUAGCUGACCAAGAAGAAUAUACGUCAAUUCUAUGAAUUUUACAACUUUUUCGGGAAUGCAUUUAAUAGAAAUUCAAAUAAUAUAACAGAGGAAUGGAAAAUUCGUUAUCCACUGAAAGGUAUGAAAUAAAUUAAUUUACCUUUAUUACCAAAACUAAACCGUUGCAAAAACUGUAGUUAUCGCUUUGCAUUUCAUAACGAUAUAGACUCAAACAAAAGGCAAACUUAAGAAAACGCUUUUUCGUAUAGGCAGCGACUCUUUUCAAUACAUAGCAUAAAUGGUAGGAAGAGUACGGCAAACUUCUCUUAUAAAGUGCCAAACGUGUUUAAAUCAAAGACAAAUUCCAAACAGUUUCGUUUUUGGGAAUCAAUUUCAAGCAUUUGUGCCAAAUCAGUUAGAACACGAGAGUCGCCUCAAAUGGUUUGCCUACCGCAUCGUUUGUAUUUUAAAUUAGCGAUUUAGAAGUUGUUUUGAAAUAGUGAAAUAUUCGGAACGGAUAUUAGUAGUAAAAAGAAGAAACAUACCAGUAUAAAAACGAUCUCAUUCAAAUUUGGACAACGCGCCUUAAACAUAUAGGAAUUUACAAAUUCGAAACCAUUUGAUAUCACGUGGGAAAACCCACGUUCAAAAGAUUUACAUUUAAAAGUAUAAGCGAGUAAACCAAAAGGAAAAGAGUAAAACACAUGUGAUUUGUAGAUGGUUAAGCGUUAAAUCCCUUACAUCAUAAAAUCAAGCUCACUCGAAACGUAUCAACAAACGGCUUUCUAUUAUUUAACUUGAACCAUUCCAUGUUAAAAGAAAUAAGAUCUAUUUUGAAACACAAGAUUAAACGAAUCCCAGUAAAAAAUAAACCUGAUUGUGUGAAACUUUAGAAAACAAACCAAAACCGUAGGUCCAAAUGUAAUCUGUAAUCGUUUCGUUUGCUAGUCAACCAAUAGGUAUACUUGUUCGAGGCAUAUCGCCACAUAGUACCGCAUAGCAAAUAACCAAUUAGAUAUUAUCGCCAUAAGAAUCCAACUAAAUUGUUACCCACCAUCAACCGAAUUACUUUACACCUCUUUGGGUCGCCGAUUGAACAAUGCGCCAAUUCCAACAAAUCCAUGAUUGGUACAAACGUCAAUAUUCGGUUAGUGAACGGCAAAUCAAAGCAUUCAUUCGAGCCCACAUUUUCUCCGAUAAACAGUCAAUGAAGUUUUCUCGAUAGUCAUCCUAAUAAUAAUUCCUCAUUACGUAGACCAAAGCUC
Messenger RNA from Aedes aegypti (yellow fever mosquito), 5085 nucleotides. RefSeq names its product apoptosis-resistant E3 ubiquitin protein ligase 1. The transcript has 10 exons. Bases 956 to 3733 code for a protein of 925 amino acids. The record is from RefSeq and is a predicted model, not a curated record. Gene Ontology annotation, biological process: proteasome-mediated ubiquitin-dependent protein catabolic process; protein polyubiquitination; negative regulation of apoptotic process. Gene Ontology annotation, molecular function: ubiquitin-protein transferase activity. NCBI's taxonomy places the organism in Eukaryota, Metazoa, Arthropoda, Insecta, Diptera, Culicidae.